Molecule: messenger RNA, 1586 nt
Organism: Zingiber officinale
Lineage: Eukaryota; Viridiplantae; Streptophyta; Magnoliopsida; Zingiberales; Zingiberaceae
Exons: 8
Coding region: 64-1164 (366 amino acids)
Molecular function (GO): heme binding
Source: RefSeq, a predicted model, not a curated record
UGUCAAAAAGUCUCCGCCGGCCCCGAUUCCUCGCCCAGCUCCUCCCAAUUCUUGGCUGCCGCGAUGCCUCGUCCUCUCCUCGUCCUCCUCCUCCUCUUCCUCCUCAUCCACUCCUCGAUUCGUGUCGCACGAGGCCAUGAACACGAUGAUAAGGAGGAGCACAGCUGCGAGGCGAGUCCCGAUGUCCGCGUUCUCGCCGGGUUCCAGCCCGGAGUGAUCACCGUCGACGGUCACGCGGACGACUGGGCCGACAUUGAUGGAUCUGAGUUUCCUCUCCUUCCUGCGCUUGACUUUGACGAGGAUAAGGCCUAUGGAGGCGGACAAUUGGUAGUCAAAGCUGUUCAUGAUGGCAUUAAUGUAUUCUUCAUGCUUCAAGUUAAUGGUGAAUAUGCUUAUUCCACUGGAAACAGUAAACAAUGCCCUUCUGUUGCUCUCAUGUUUCAAGUGGGGGAAAAUGCCACAUAUCAGAAUAUGGGAGGGUGUGCUGACAUGCCUGGUACUUGCACUGCUAAAAGCUGCCGUGGUCAUGAAGUAGACAUUAUGCACUUUUCACUUGGUAAUGCUAUUCCCGGGCGGCUAUAUGGUGGUAAUCUCAUGGACAACUUAAAUGGGACUGGGAAAGAUAGUUUUGGUCACCUAGUUGAUCUAUAUGCAUGGAAUCCUCAUUGCCGAAAUCUUGAUGGAAUUGGCCCUUCAGCAAAUACUUCAAAUGCUCAAAAUGAUUGGCGAGGAGCCUGGUGGCACAGUAGUCUAAACUUUCAUUCAGGUUUGGUUGAGGAAGACAGUCCAUAUGGAAAAGGUGGCGAAAAGGGUACUUAUUUCUUUGAAUUCUCAAGACCCUUGAGGACAAUGGACCAUUUCCAACAAGAUGUCCAAUUCACAAUCGGUCAGGCCAGCAAGGUGGCUGUUGCAUUCUGGUAUCCGACCGAUGGGAAAGCUUGGAGCAAAUCUGAUCAUUUUUCUGCCAGUUGCAAUUGGUUACCUUUGGACAUUGCAUCAGCUUCUUCUUCCCGGCUGUCCUCGUCUUCCUCAAAUGGUUCAUGGAACUCAGCAUCUGCAUUUGCUUUGCUGCUCUCAGUAGUUUCUUUCUGUGUUUCAGUUUUCAUAGGAUACCGAGUUGCAAGAACUAAAGCCAUGCCAUUCACACCGAUCGACACUCUAUGACAAGUUCAAGAGAAGUAAGCUACAAAUGCACUACAAUCUACAAGUAUACUUGUAAAACAUACCAUGCGGCUGACAGCCUCGGAAAGUAUAAUAGUGUUAUGUGUGAUCCUUGUCCUCAGUUUCCCAUCAAACAAACCACAAACACAGGCACUUUCUAUCUGCUAAUUGGUACACCAUUGCCCGACAUGUAAAAUUCAUAGGAACCUGUUUUGCUUGUUGAUUCUAUUAUUAAUUCUUGCGCGAGAGUGUAAUGUUUGAACUUGAACUCAAUUACUUGUCUUGUUUAAAAAUCCGUAAGAGGUGAGCAUUCAGCUAAAUAAUAUGAGAAGAGAUUUCAUCCAAUGACUUGAGGUGAGAAAUUAAAGUUGGCGUGUAUUUUACUUUGGGCAAAAAUCAAAAGGGCCUCCUAUUUAUCGUAAUAA